CUGUUCAGCUUGUGUAUUUUGGUGUCGGUCUGACUCACUUGUCAAAACGGUCUUACUCUGACAACGGUUACUUCUCCUUCCUGAGCUCAGAUACGCAGAAGAUCAUCCACAGGAUGGACGACUGCGAGACUUACAUGAUUAUGAAACGCACAAAUACUGGCUCAGGGGCACUUUCCCGAGAAGAUCUGACCUCCGCCUACACCGAUCUGAACAUUCGUAAAGUCGAACGCCUCACCAAUACUCAAGCAGACUUUCUGAACUCCACCUACUCAGUGAUCAAACUUCCCAAUGACGAACAUCUCACGGAUGAGUAUGAAGAUAUUCCCAUUGCUUCGGGAUCCGCGGAAAUGUCAGUGGUUGCACAGACAGGUCCGCAUAAACAGGAGCCGAACGAGAACAUCGGAAAUAGACCGUACCGUAAGAUAUGCCUACACUGCCUAGUUACAUCCGUCCUCUUCGUGACCGUGGUCGCACUCUCGAUCCAUGUAGCAGCCAUCUCCGAACGAAACUACCAGCUCCUUCGGGAAGAGUAUCACGGGAUGAACAGGACACAAAGCCAAUGUCGACUGCAAGUCCUUGAGUUAAACUCAUCCCUUGAAUCCACAAAAUUCGAGAAUUCCCACCUGAAUCUCUCCCGGAGAUCCUGUCUCAAGAAUUUCUAUGCGCACAAAUUCAAUCUGUCCGAUCUUAAACAAGCGCACAACGAUCUCGGUCACCAGUUCUGUGAAUUGUUAACCAGCAUAAGAGAGCAAGCGUGUUCAAAGGACUGGAUCAGAAAUGAAGACCGGUGUUAUUUCAUAUCCACGUUCAAAAGAUCUUAUGACGAGGCAACGCAAUAUUGUUCUAACUCUGAUUCAAAGCUUCUUGAAAUAAAUUCAAGAGAGAAAGAGAAUUUUGCUAGCAGCGCUGUCCGCAAUGAAGACAGUCCAUACUGGAUUGGAGUAUGCAUAUCGAGGAAACUGGCCUCUGACGUCGCGUCCAAGAUGAACGCUGGAAAGUCCGAAUGCAGUGAAUGUAAACCCGGUUGGUUCAGCAGUUGUAAAAACGAAAUGCACCGUUUCAUCUGUGAGAAGCCUACAUCUUUGUUCCUAACUAUUCCUGAAAAAAUCCGGGUUUUCUGUCAAAAGCCCGUGGAGCCGACUUCAAUCUAACGACAUUAACUCAAUUGCAGCCCUCUCCCCGAUUCUGACAAACCCAUCCGCUCUGCCCCUCGCCCCUACCCUGUUCUGCUCUGUCUUCCUAUGGCACCCAUACUAGGAAUCUCGCAUUAGCUUUACCCUAGUCCCUCUCUUCGCUCUCUCAUCCCUCCUCCCCCUCAGGUUACCCAUUUCAUCCUCAUUUCCUUCUCCUCAUUUCCUUGCCUCCCACUCGCAUCAUCAAACGAUUGUUUCCCAUGUUCAACAGCUCAAUUAUUACACACACACACACACACACACACACACACACACACACACACACACACACACGCACGCACACACACACCUACCCCCGAAAAUCACUCCACUCCCUUUGCAAUUUUUGCUCAUUUCUUUCUCAAUUCCUGCUAAAGUUUGUUGACAUUUACAAUUACAUUUACAUCAUUUCUUAUUAUUAUUUUGUAAUUUGACUUUAACUGUGCCUAUUAUUGUCUUGUUUAUUCAUUAUUGUACUGUCUCGCACUGUUUUGUGCACUUUAUGUAUUCCCGUGUAGAUCUGAUGUGUAACGUAGUUUUGUGUUGUGUCAGGUAGUCCAGUGGAGUUUUGGGUUGUCUCACGUUCUCUAGUGUAGUCUUGUGUUGUUUCAUGUAGGACCAGGGUCCUGGCGGAACGUUGUUUCGUUUUUACUGUGUACGGUACCAGCAGUUAUGGUUGAAAUAACAGUAAAAGCUUCUUUACUUGACUUGACUUGAUCUGUGACU
Messenger RNA from Hypanus sabinus (Atlantic stingray), 1898 nucleotides. RefSeq names its product asialoglycoprotein receptor 1-like. Gene Ontology annotation, molecular function: transmembrane signaling receptor activity. The annotation marks the transcript as partial. The record is from RefSeq and is a predicted model, not a curated record. The transcript has 8 exons. Lineage: Eukaryota; Metazoa; Chordata; Chondrichthyes; Myliobatiformes; Dasyatidae. Gene Ontology annotation, cellular component: plasma membrane.